Anisakis simplex (herring worm) is the source of this 384-nucleotide messenger RNA. The record is from the annotation of a GenBank genome assembly. Lineage: Eukaryota; Metazoa; Nematoda; Chromadorea; Rhabditida; Anisakidae.
CUGCUGAUGUCGGUGAUACGGUAUCUGUCCCUCUAUCACCCUCUACUGCACUAUCGACUGUGGAGAUUGCCUCGCAGAAUGUUCAUUUACAUAAUAUCCAUAUCGGGUGUGCUGAAUGCGUGGCUCUGGGUCAGUGUCAUGAAGGAUAGGGAUGUUGGAGUGGUGGGUUUUGUUAUUAUUUAUUAUAAUUUUUAUGUAUUAUUAUUUAUUAUUAUCGUAUACUAUUUGUUAUUGUGUGGUAUUGUUUGCUGUUAUAUAGUUGUUAGAUUCAUUGAAUUGGCGUCGCGCCAAGAUUUGUUGAGUUGGCAUCACGCCAAGAAAUGCAAGUAUCUUAUUACUUGUUGUUAUUUAUUACUGUUAUUAUUUAUUGUUAUUCAUUGUUGA